AUGGUAACAAGAGCAGGUGGAAAGGCAGCCAGACAGGCAGCCGGGGUGGCUACAGAGCAUCAGUCAGGGCUGAGAGGCAGACCAGUCAAGUCCCUCCUCCGUCUCCUGAGGAAACAGAGAAGUGGCUCUGAGGUGCUGGUGGUGCUGGUGCUGGUGCUGGAUGGAGAGGUAGAGGGAACUCACGCCGGCACGAGUCCUUCAGGUGCGAAGACGUCGCAGCAGACAGCUGAUCAAGGCUCUCCUGUUAAUAGACAGGUGCCAGUAACACAGAGCUGUCCCCCUAACGGAGGGAGCCGACCAUUGGGCUGGCAGGCUCUGAGGCGAGGCUGGAAUACUGUCAGGGCGUCAGCUUUCCCUGGAUACAGCCGCUCCAUCGAGCUCCCCUCAGGGACCAGCUCAGAUCCCAACGGAAAGUCCCCCCCGAUGAAAACCACCAGCGUACAGCCCCUCAAGUAUUCUCCUCUGCAUCGGACGACUUCCACUGAACCCUACAGAACGCAAACUCUCACGCAAGGGACGAGCAGCGCAGAGACAUACAAGCCCCAUACUUCUUUACAUAGGACAAACUGUGUUCAGCCGAUAAGGGCAACAGUCCCGCUGCUCAGGUCCAACAGUAGCUCGCAGCCCGCACACAUCCAGACGAGCUCUGCCGUGACCACACUCAUCCCUCAGAACAAAGCUGGCUUCUCCUCCAUCACCAUAUCCUCCAGGAAAGUGAGCAGAUCUGCCAGUCUGCCCAGCUCCGGUCGCUCUUCCCUGUGUGGUUCUCCGCCCCCGACCCACCAGCCCAUGGAUCCAAACUCCAGGCAUUUCACAGUGCAGAGGAAGGCCACCAUAGUCAAAGUGACGGAGCAGAGGGUGACGUCCAUCCCUGCUCCAAGCACCACAAGCGUAGGUACGCCACCAGCGAGCCAGGGUCUGGACACAGUGGUCCAGAGAAGAAAGGCUACCAUCAUCAAAGUGACAGAGCACAGGGAGAGCUACAGUCCAGCCAAGGUGGGCUCUGUAGCGAGACCCCCAGGGUACAGACACAGCUACACAGAGGGAGGGUACCAGGACAGCAACACCUGGGAUCAGGGAAACCGUUCACAGCACUCAACAGGGCCUUCGUACCGCCAUGUAGAUUCCACUAAGACGCCAAACCCCUCUUUAACACCAAAUCCAGCCGCUUUAGAUCCAGAGAGAAAUGGUGGAUCUCUACACCGGUCCACACUGAGCCUUUUUGUGAGCAGCCCUCCUGCCAUAGCAUCGCCCACUCCCUCAGAGAUUUCCCCGAAAGCUGUUGGACAGAGAUCGGGCCGGCCGCAGAGACCACUGAGCUGCUAUGGCAAUGUGUUCGGACACACCGAGCCAAGCUGGGAGAAUGUGACCCAGCCGCCUGCCAGGAAAUUGAGCUUUGGGCUUCCACAAGAGACCGGUACCAACCCCGUGAACCACAACAGUCGUUUCAUCAGCCCCGGAUUGGCAGCGAGAGAAGCAGGUCAGCUGGUGGCCCACACCCUCACGCCAAAGAGAAGCGAGGAAGGAAGAGUGGCAGCACCGGAGGCUGCGGCGAGGAGAGCGUCUCCCUGUCUGACUCUCAUCCAGGCCCCUGAUCCCAACUCACAUCAGUCUCCACAGGAAGUGCUCGCCCUCAACGCAGCGGCCGUCAUAGCAAACAUCAAACUUCAAAGACAACUCAGCCAGAAGAAAACACCGAAUGGAAAUCCUCCGAAGGACUCCGCGCCAUCACUCCAGGGAAAUACAGAGACAAGUAUGAAGACACAUCCCGAUGGAAUCCCUGUCCAGCGUCACACUACGCCUCACGCUGCUGUGGUUCCGCUGAGCGUUGACCAUGAGACGUCACGUAGAACCGUUUCUCUACAGGAAGCGCUGCAGAGGUCCAGACCCGACUUCAUCCGCCGAUCCCAAGGCCGCCUGCAGGAGAUGGAGCGAAGGUCGCAGGAGAGGAAGAUGAGGGCGGGCUCGGUCACCAGUCGAUCAGGUGUCUCUAACAGGCAGAGAAGAGCCCACAGUGUGCAGUCCACCUCUGUGAAAGUGGCGGAGGGCUCCGGUGCUGUGCCACCAUUCAGCCGAGCCGCAGACAAACACGGCUGCUCCACCCACGCUGCUGCUGCUACUGCUGCUGUGGCAGAUAACACAGGGGGCGAUGGGCCCCUGCCAGAGGGCCCAGCCGGCCCUGAAAACCUGAAGAGUCAUGCCCACCUCCCCCAGACGGUGGGUGUGAUUUCUCUGAAGACUAAUGAGGACAGGGUGCUUCUCCCGCUGUCCCGUCCUCGCCGGCGCCUGCUUCUCAUCACCGGGGGGCCGCGGCUGGACGAUGAACCGCCGAGCCGCUCACCUCUGGCUCUCUGCUAUCAGCUGGAGCGGCUGCGUGACGAACUCCAGAGCGGGAAUUUAUCAAGCACGAGUGAUGGACACACGCCAACAGCGAAGCAGAAACACUAUGGGACAACUGUACCUCUUCAGCUGGUUGGACGAGACUGGAAACCAAUCAGCUCGCUCAAACCUCAGAGUCACCCUGCAUCACUGGAGCUCCUGAUUGAGGCGGAAGGUGAGCAGCUGCUCCUGGCUCUGGAGAAAAACGAGGGCCUGUUUGCAAGUAACUACACAGAAACCCAUUACCUGGAAGAUGGCAGUGCGGUCACAGGCGCUCACAACUUCACGGCAAACUGCUAUUACCACGGUGAGGUGCAGGGUCGCGUGAACUCAGACGUCAGCCUCAGUACCUGUGCCGGGAUUAAGGGUUUCAUAUCCCUCGAGGGCAAGUCCUAUGUACUGGAACCAUCUGCUGAUCACAAUGAUGGGACGCACUGGAUCUACUCGGCUGAACACCUCAGUUUGGCUCCCGGCACCUGCGGCCAUGAUCUAAACACCAGUCAUCCCACAGAACGUGCAGACAGCGGUCCAUUCAGGACGUUCAGCACAAGGCACAAACGCCAUGCCCAGACGACCACCAAGUACGUGGAGCUGAUCAUCGUGGCCGACAACAGAGAGUUUCAGAAGCAAGGCAAGGACGCGGACAGGGUCAAGCAGCGGCUGGCGGAGAUCGCCAAUUACGUGGAUAAGUUCUACAGGGCUUUGAACAUCCGAGUGGCUCUGGUGGGCUUGGAGGUGUGGAGCGAUGUGGACAAGUGUCCCGUCAGCCAGGACCCGUUCACCACCUUGCACGAGUUUCUGGACUGGAGGAAGGUCAAGCUGCUGCCUCAGAAGCCCCAUGACAACGCCCAGCUAAUCAGUGGGGUGUAUUUCCAGGGCACCACCAUCGGCAUGGCCCCCAUCAUGAGCAUGUGCACAGCGGACCAAUCAGGAGGAAUCGUCAUGGACCAUUCGGACAACCCCCUGGGCGCGGCAGUGACUCUGGCCCAUGAGCUCGGACACAACUUUGGAAUGAACCACGACACGCCGGAGCGGGGGUGCGGCUGCAGGGUGACAGCGGACCGCGGGGGCUGCAUCAUGACUCCCUCCACCGGGUAUCCGUUCCCGACAGUGUUCAGCAGCUGCAGCAAGAAGGACCUGACAGCCAGCUUUGAAAAAGGCGUCGGGAUGUGCCUGUUCAACAUGCCGGAGGUCAAGGUGCUCUACGGAGGUCAGAAAUGUGGCAACGGCUACGUGGAGGAGGGGGAGGAGUGCGACUGCGGGGAGCUGGAGGAAUGUGUGAAUCCCUGCUGCAACGCCACUACCUGCACUCUGAAGGAAGAUGCCGUCUGUGCACACGGACAGUGCUGCCAGGGCUGUCAGCUGAAACUAGCGGGCACCCCCUGCCGUGAGUCCAGUAACUCCUGUGACCUGCCGGAGUUCUGCACCGGCGCCGGCCCUCACUGCCCCUCCAACGUCUACCUGCACGACGGCCACGCCUGCCACAACGUGGACGGCUACUGCUACAACGGCAUCUGCCAGACCCAUGAGCAGCAGUGCAUCACACUGUGGGGGCCAGGGGCCAAGCCAGCCCCGGGCAUCUGCUUUGAAAAGGUCAACUCAGCAGGGGACCCCUACGGCAACUGUGGGAAGGACUCCAAGGGCUCCUUUGCCAAAUGUGAUGCACGAGACGCUAAAUGCGGCAAAAUCCAGUGUCAAGGAGGAGCUAACCGCCCAGUAAUUGGCACCAAUGCUGUUUCCAUAGAGACAAACAUACCCUUGCAGGGGGGGGGGAGGAUACUGUGCCGGGGUACGCACGUCUACCUGGGGGAUGACAUGCCCGACCCCGGCCUGGUGCUGACGGGCACAAAGUGUGGAGAUGGACUGAUGUGUCUGAAUCGUCGGUGCCAGAACGUCAGCGUCUUCGGCGUGCACGACUGCUCCGCCAAGUGCAGCGGUCGAGGGGUGUGCAACAACAACAAGAACUGUCACUGCGAGGCUCACUGGGCGCCGCCGUUCUGUGAUAAGACGGGUUUUGGAGGGAGCAUGGACAGUGGCCCCAUCAGAUUAGCAGACAGCAGGAGUCUGACAGUUGGCAUCCUGGUGGCUCUCCUCACUGUCCUGGGCGCUGGUCUGAUCGUCUGCAUCAAGAGAAAAACUCUGCUCGGCCUCCUGCUCACCAGCAAGAAGAACCCACUCGAGAAGCUCAGAUCGGUGAGUGCAGCAGUCGGCGGCUCACCCGCUCCGAACCCGCCUCCGUCAGCGUGCACGCCACCCGCGUCCGGACCGGCCCCCCCGCUGACGCACAGCACCGCCAUCUUUAAGCCUCCUCACCGGGGAGCGGAGGCGGCGCUCCCACCAGCACCUUACCCCUCCCACAACCUGCGCCGGCUGCCCCAGUGCCCUCCGGUUCACCUCAGCCACCCCGUCCCCCUGGCUCUCACCGUGUCCCUGACCCCCGGGCCUGGGCAGCUGAGGCCUCUGGUGCCUGCGCCUCACCGAGCCCCCCCGCCGCACGCCCACGUGGCACCCAGGGGGGCGUCGUUCCGCACGGCGCAGCGCCACAACUCCUGCAGGAUGGUCAUGGAGUUGGAGAAGCCCAGUCCGCCUCAGAAGCCACUUCCUGCGGAUCCAAGGAGCUCUCGUCUGGUUAGGAGUCACUCAGUGGUGCAGGGCCGCACUGUAGUCCAAGGGCCUCCUGCUGUUUGUGGCCCUGCUCCGAAACCUGGCGUACCCAGACCCUUGCGCCCUGUCCCACACCCCAACAGGCCCAGUCCCAAACAGCCUCCGACACUGCCAAAGCCUUGCAUUGUUGCCAACGUGAAAUACAGCAGCUGA
Limanda limanda (common dab) is the source of this 5196-nucleotide messenger RNA. RefSeq lists its product as uncharacterized. Bases 1 to 5196 code for a protein of 1731 amino acids. Gene Ontology annotation, molecular function: metalloendopeptidase activity. Gene Ontology annotation, biological process: proteolysis. The record is from RefSeq and is a predicted model, not a curated record. Lineage: Eukaryota; Metazoa; Chordata; Actinopteri; Pleuronectiformes; Pleuronectidae. The transcript is spliced from 30 exons.